Messenger RNA from Zootoca vivipara (common lizard), 1506 nucleotides. The record is from RefSeq and is a predicted model, not a curated record. Lineage: Eukaryota; Metazoa; Chordata; Lepidosauria; Squamata; Lacertidae.
AUAUUCAACAUGACAUUUCUCAACAGUGCCCCAACACAGAUAGAUAGUAGCUCACUGCAAGGAGCUUUCACUGCUUCUUCCAAGAGACACCUCUGAACACUACUUCCAGAGGAACACAAUGUCUCGCCUCUACCUGUGUUUGCUUCUUGCUGGGCUCUGUGCUUUUGCCCAAUGUCACCAUACCCCUGACCACAAAGAGAACCAUGGCCAUGGCCAUUCUCCUCCUGCUGAAGGUGAAAGAGGUCUGCGCUCUUUGAAGAUAGCCCCAGGAAAUGCUGACUUCGCCUUUCGAUUCUACCACCAUGUUGCUUCGGAGACCGCUGAGAAGAACAUUUUCUUUUCCCCUCUGAGCAUUUCCACUGCCUUGGCCAUGGUGUCACUGGGAGCUAGAACAACCACGUUGAGUCAGCUUAUGUCAGGACUUGGCUUCUUAGAUAUUACCGAAGAGGAAACAUAUGAGGUUUUCCAUGAUCUCUUCCGUUUACUGAACCGCCCCAAUGCUGAACUCCACCUGGACAUUGGGAACGCCCUAUUCACAGCUGACCAAGUGAAACUCCAGAAGAAGUUCCUGGAUGAUGCCAAACAUUUUUAUGAGACGGACGUUCUUCCAACUAACUUCAAGAAUCCUGCAGUAGCUGAAAGUCAAAUCAAUAGCUAUAUAGAAAACAAAACCAAUGGGAAAAUAGUUGAUGCUGUCAAGGGUCUUAACCCAGAUGCUCUAAUGGUUAUGGUGAACUAUAUUUACAUGAGAGCCAAUUGGGAAAAACCUUUCAAUUCUCUGAGUACAAGAGAAGGAGACUUCCAUGUGGAUGAGCAAACCACGGUGAAAGUCCCUAUGAUGAACAAAGACAGCUGGUUUGCGUUUUACCAUGAUAAGAUCCUGUCCUGCAAGGUUGUGAAGCUCCCUUACAAGGGCGACGUUUCAGCAUUAUUUAUUCUUCCUGACCAAGGAAAAAUGAAGCUGUUGGAAAAUGCUCUUAGCAAAGAAGUUUUGUUAAAAUGGAUGAAUUCAACAAAAUCACAGAGAAUAGAUCUAUCCCUUCCAAAGUUUACAAUCUCUGGCAACUAUGCUAUCAAAGGGAUGUUAAGAAGAAUGAAUAUUACAGAGGUAUUCACAGAUCAAGCAGACCUCUCUGGAAUAACUGGGAAGCCAGAGCUGAAGAUUUCCAAGGCUAUUCACAAAGCUUAUUUAAAUGUCCACGAGAAUGGCAUUGAAGCUGCAGCUACUACUGCCAUUGAAAUGGUUCCUUCCUCCCUUCCUCCUGUACUUAGAUUCAACCGCCCCUUUCUGAUGCUGACUAUCGACGAGGAAACUGGCACCGUCCUUAUCAUGGGAAAAGUCAUGAAUCCUACUGAGGCAUGAUUGCUCAACUUGUGUUGCAGCACAGAAAACAUGGGGUUGCCAAAAUGAAGCAUGAUUGAUAAGAUGAUUUUAGGUAUCAGAGUGAUUACUGUCACAUGUUCCCAAACCGAACAAAUAAAACACUGAUUGAGUGGUCUGCAAAA